Molecule: messenger RNA, 1597 nt
Organism: Oncorhynchus tshawytscha (Chinook salmon)
Lineage: Eukaryota; Metazoa; Chordata; Actinopteri; Salmoniformes; Salmonidae
Gene: cldni
Product: claudin i
Exons: 3
Coding region: 159-794 (211 amino acids)
Biological process (GO): cell adhesion; bicellular tight junction assembly
Cellular component (GO): bicellular tight junction; plasma membrane
Molecular function (GO): structural molecule activity
Source: RefSeq, a predicted model, not a curated record
AAACCCUUUAAAUCACACCAGCUACAUAACAGACCACUGCUUUACACAGAUCAACACCUGAAUUAAGAGAGUAGAAUUUCCUUUUUAAGGAGAAGGAAAACCCUUGACAAAGAACUUUACUUUUCAAAUUUCCAAUCAAGACAAGAGGACACAUAAGGAUGGGAUCUGCUGGGGUACAGAUUGUAUGUGUGGCCCUUGGGGUCCUGGGCCUGAUCGGGGGCAUUGUGUGCUGUGCCAUCCCUAGGUGGAAAGUGUCAUCAUUUACAGGACAGAAUAUCGUAACGGCACAGGAAACUGAAGAGGGUCUGUGGAUGACCUGUGUGGUGCAGAGUACUGGCCAGCAGCAGUGUAAGAGCUAUGAGUCCCUGCUGGUCCUGCCAUCUAACCUGCAGGCGGCCCGCGCCAUGACCAUCAUCAGCUGCAUGGUCACCUCCCUGGCCAUCCUCAUCUUGUUCGCCGGCGCCGACUUCACCACCUGCGUGGAGAAUGAGGACAUCAAGCCCAAGAUCAGCCUUGUGGCUGGGAUCGCUCUGUUGGUGUCUGGCCUCCUCCUCAUCAUCCCUGUCAGCUGGUCCGCCCACAACGUCAUCAGCAACUUCUACAACCCCCUUGUGGCCCAGAAGAUGGAGCUGGGAACCUGUAUCUUUAUUGGCUGGGCUGCUGGGGUGCUGCUGAUUCUGGCCGGAGGCCUGCUCAUGUGCUUCAGCAGAGCCAAAUCUGGCAGCUCGGGAGGAACCGCCAAGUACUACAGUAACAGCGCUUCAGCCCCCGCUGCCAACAAGAACUACGUCUAGUGCAUGUAUUACACCUCUGUAUGUUUGUAUGUGUGUAGAGAGAUAGUUUGAUGGAAAGGAAAUGGGUCAGACAGAAUGAAAACAAGAAAGGGGAGGGGUUUAACCUUGAGGAUAAAGAAGGGACAUUAUGAGCGGAAAUAAUGGUUGUAAAUAUUGAAUAUUUCAAAAUAGUAAGACUGGUUUAGUUGUAGUUAAUCCAAGGGUCCAAUAUGGUGGUUCAAUUUAAAAUACAAAUAUAUGUUUAUUUUUUUGGGGGGGACUAACUCAAUAUACUAUAAUAUACUACAAAUCGAAACUGUGUAGGGAUGAUGAUGUACCUACAUUCAUACAGUUUCUUAACUGUGUCCAACUCACUAAGAAUUACCUACAUGAAGGUUAGACAGUCAAGGAGCACCGGAAAUUCCAAAAACGAUGGAUAGAGGAAAUUAUUUUACAAAUUGUGACGGCGAGGAAAUAUAACCAAUUUUCAGUGUGGAUCUCCGGACCUCGUUGAAGACCAAAUGCAGCCCCCGGGGCAGAAGGAGUUUGACACCCUUGUUGUAAUGUGUUAUCUCGUUGAGUUUUUUAAUGCUUGGUGGCAUGCUUCUAUAAUGCCAUGAAUGAACAACAGAGAGCAAGGUGAGGGACUCAGUGGUCAUGCAUCUCCAAAUACAGGUAGAGUUAAAUGACUGUAUAUAUCAUUUACAUCCAUGAGAUCACAACUUUUUUACUUAUGUAUAUCAGCUUGUCUUUUACUUUUGUGUAUCAAAUACUAAAUACAUGUUUUUAUUUUAUUCUGUUGCAAUAUAAAUGAUUGUCAUCUC